AUGAACACAGACGACUCCGUCCGCGGUCACCUCCGCCGCCUGUUCGGUCUACCUUCGAAACUCGAGGCGACAAAAUCCGCCGUAUUGGACGCCCAGCAAAACCACGGCGAACGCGUCGGAAACUGGCGAUGUCUUUGCGGGCAUCUAAAUACAAUACUGCAUCUCGCCGGAAAAAGCACUCACCCCCUGGGCCUCCUCCAAUGCCGUGGCUGUCCACUGAUCUGGCACUCAAACAUCACGCCUACAUUCACAACCCAAAGCCUAGACAUCACGUCUCAAACCAUCGUGUCCAACGCCGCUGCCGACACUCGCAUCGUUGCUCGACCCCGGAACCCCGCAUCGCAACACAUCUACAUUUGUCUCGGCCACGGCUGCGGCCUAAGCUGGCGAACAGACGUCAAAAGGGAGUGGUUGAGCGGAAACAAGCGGCAUAUAUUGCUACUUGGUGGAAAGCGUGGAAAGUUGCAUUGUGAUUGCGGGAUGAAGAUUUUCGAGCCUGGGGUAUAUGGAAUCUUUGAGAUUGAGAGGCGGUUUGAUGACAGGCUUGCUGCUUCGGCGGCUUCGGGAGGGGUUGGGGAAGAAAAGCGCCGUGAAGACCAAUAG
Molecule: messenger RNA, 603 nt
Organism: Bipolaris oryzae ATCC 44560
Lineage: Eukaryota; Fungi; Ascomycota; Dothideomycetes; Pleosporales; Pleosporaceae
Exons: 1
Coding region: 1-603 (200 amino acids)
Source: RefSeq, a predicted model, not a curated record